Molecule: messenger RNA, 268 nt
Organism: Amoebophrya sp. A25
Lineage: Eukaryota; Dinophyceae; Syndiniales; Amoebophryaceae
Source: the annotation of a GenBank genome assembly
AUGAGAGGUCAGGUAGAGGAGCUUAAACGAAUGAAAAAAGAAAAAGACGAACACGGAGCAGACGCUGCUAGAAAAGUCCAAGCCUUGCAGCGAGGUAGGAUGGCCCGGGGAGAUUUUCACCUAAAACGCGUCUGCACUGAGGAGGAGAAACGGAAAAAAGGGGAAGCCGAAGCAAACGCUGCUGCCGAAACAGAUUCUGCUACAAAAAUCCAAGGCCUUCGACGUGGAGGUAGGACGAAGGUGCGGAAAGGUUAUCUUAAGGCGAUGG